Aphanomyces invadans is the source of this 1389-nucleotide messenger RNA. RefSeq lists its product as hypothetical. The transcript has a single exon. The coding region runs from base 74 to 1318 and encodes 414 amino acids. Lineage: Eukaryota; Oomycota; Saprolegniomycetes; Saprolegniales; Verrucalvaceae. The record is from RefSeq and is a predicted model, not a curated record.
CAGACGGGCACGCCAGGCGAGAGUAGCACGGUGGGGUUCGAAUUGGCAAAAACCUUGACAUGACAUUUUCGAAAUGUCCGGCCCCAUGGCAGCAGCGACGGCAAGUAAGCAUCAAAACGAAAUGUGCCGCGCUCCCAUGACACACGAGAAGAGACCAGCCACUGUGAUUUGUGUCGGCGGGACCACAGACAAGCCGCGUUGGGGCAAGUGGACGAAAGAGGAAGAAGCGUACACGGCCCGACUCAUCGCUGACUUCACCGCGGGACUGUUGACCGAUGUCGACAAUGGUACGACAAUGCGGUCGUGGCUCAGUGCCAAACUGCGUUGCUGCCCCAUGCGCAUCUCCAAAAAGUUUGUGGGCGAACACAGCAUUGGCAAGCGCAUGUUUGAGCGCAACGACGCCCGGAUCACGGACAUGACAGACCGCGACAAAGCACAUCGCGCUGCAGAGCUCGACGUACUGCACGCUGCUUUCUGCGAGAGCUGGGCUCGGGAAGAAAGGGAGCGACUCGAACACCAAACGAACGGAACUAGGAAGCGAAAACGCAACAAGCAACCCAAGAAAACAAAGCCGUCGGUCGCGUCAUCUGCCGCCAACAUCGUGAUGACCGUCAAGCGACCUGUGUCGCCGCUGGCAUUCAAGCAUCCUAGUCGAACUUUCGUCGCGCCAGUUCAUGCACGUCCCAAAGCCAUCGUCCUGCAACGAGAACUCGUGCAACAAUCACCCUUGACGCAACCUUCUGCCUUGACCUUGGCUGGCACAUGCGAUCCCCAAGUCCAUGCAUGUACACAAGCCCCUGCCAAAGCAGCGUCGUCGCUACCACAGUCUUUCAUGCAGCCAGCUCCAUGGAUUGCCACUCCCAACGAUCCUGCCGCGAAGUCAACGAAUGCCACCCUCCUCGACCUGCAACAAUCGUUGGCCACUCGAUCCCGCAACCUGAGUGUGGAUUUGACGGGUGGCGACCUGUUUACCAAGACGGCGACUGGCGGGGAGCUCGACUUUACAGAGUUCGCCAUGGACGUGCGGGACGACAGUAGCCAUUCAUUGGACUUGAUGGACACCACGGAUGCAGCAUGUUGGAUGCCGGACCCGUUGGACUACGAGUUGGAUGACGAUCCGUUCGUUGCAUUCGAUGCGGCGGCGGCACUGAUGCUCCCGCCCCAGGUACAAGUUGCGUUUUCUGGCGUGGACCGCGGGAAAAGUAGUGACGGAGAACUCAUGGAUCUGGCACUGUCGCCUACUUCCGUCAUGGACAUGGAGGUGGGGUGGCCAUCGUUGACCAUGGAGUACGACGGGCUGCUCGAGCAUCAGUACUAGAAUGGGGGGCUGCGACCGCAUCGCAAUAGAGCUAGAUUAAUUUGCUAGAGUCUGCCAUGUAUUUGUGUCAA